Molecule: messenger RNA, 1344 nt
Organism: Tuber melanosporum (Perigord truffle)
Lineage: Eukaryota; Fungi; Ascomycota; Pezizomycetes; Pezizales; Tuberaceae
Exons: 5
Coding region: 1-1344 (447 amino acids)
Molecular function (GO): oxidoreductase activity, acting on the aldehyde or oxo group of donors, NAD or NADP as acceptor
Source: RefSeq, a predicted model, not a curated record
AUGGCAUACACCGUCCCGUUCCUGGUUAACAAUGAAGAAAUUACCUCACCCAGAACCUUCGACGUCAAGAACCCGCUAGAUGACAGCCUCCUGUGGAGAUCAUCUGCAGCCACAGUCCAAGACGUCGAAGCCACGGCUCUGUCUGCGAGCAGCGCCUUCCGCUUGUGGUCGACCACAAAGCUAGCCAAACGGCGUGAGCUCAUAUAUAAGCUGGUGGACGUCUUGGAGAGGAGAAAACAGGAAUUGAUGGAUACCAUGGCGGGCGAGACCGGAGCGUUGAGUGGCUGGGUGGACCUCAAUAUGGAUUUGACUGUUGGGCUGGCGAGGGAUGUUGCGGGUAGGGUGGUAAGCAUCGCCGGGACUAUUCCGGAAAGUGCCGAGGAGGGUGCGACCGCACUUGUGAAGAAGGAGCCGUAUGGGGUUGUUCUUGCGAUUGCUCCUUGGAACGCCCCCAUGAUCCUAGCACUACGGGCAGUUCUCUGCCCAAUAGCAGCCGGCAACACUGUCAUACUCAAAUCCUCCGAGUUUUCACCAAAAACCCACUUCCUCCUUGCCUCGUUCUUUAAAGAAGCGGGAUUCCCUCCGGGAGUCCUCAACGUCAUUUGCCAUGCCCGAGAAGAUGCCGCCUUGAUUACAAACGCAUUGAUCGCUCACAGAGCUAUCCGUAAGAUAAACUUCACGGGGAGCACUCCCGUGGGUAGGCUGGUCGCUGCAAAGGCAGGCGAGCACUUGAAACCCAUCCUGCUGGAAUUGGGAGGCAAAUCGCCCUUGGUGUCAGGCCAAAUCUGCAUGGCCACGGAAAAGAUAAUAGUCCAAGAGUCCAUCCUCGAAGAAUUCAUAGCUGAGCUAGCAGAAGCCACCAAACAAUUCGGCGAAACCCAAGCACUUUUUCUCCCGGGAGCAUUCGAAAGGCUCAGCAAGCUUAUCGAAUCCUCAGUCAACCAAGGAGCAAAAGUGGUAAACCCGCCAAAAGAAAUCCCCUCGAGGACUAAAUUCCCAAACUUGAUCAUCCGCGGCGUGACCAGAGAAAUGGAGCUCUUCCGCACAGAGUCGUUCGGUCCGCUGGCUACGGUUAUCGCCGCCGGUUCCGAGGAGGAAGCGAUAGCUAUUGCGAAUGACACGGAGUUUGGACUGAGCACAGCGGUUUGGACAGCGGAUUUGGCGAAAGGGUUGAAGAUUGCGAGGAGGAUUGAGAGUGGUGCUGUGCAUAUCAACGGAAUGACUGUCCAUGACGAGCCGAUACUGCCUUUUGGAGGGGUCAAGGAUAGCGGGUUUGGAAGGUUCGGGGGUUCGUGGGGAAUCGAAGAGUUUUUGACGACAAAGACUAUUACGUUUGUGACUUAG